Molecule: messenger RNA, 1291 nt
Organism: Neopsephotus bourkii (Bourke's parrot)
Lineage: Eukaryota; Metazoa; Chordata; Aves; Psittaciformes; Psittacidae
Product: NADH-cytochrome b5 reductase 3
Exons: 9
Coding region: 72-977 (301 amino acids)
Cellular component (GO): mitochondrion
Molecular function (GO): FAD binding; oxidoreductase activity
Source: RefSeq, a predicted model, not a curated record
GGUGGGACUCCGCGCGCCGCCGCGGGGCGAGGUGCGCUGGGCGGUGCUGUCGCGGGUAGCCGGGGGCAGUGAUGGGGGCGCCGCUCAGCACGUUGGGAUGGGUUGUGACAUACCCAUUAAAGCUCAUCUACACCAUCUUCCAGAAGUUUUUCAGGAAUCCCCGUCCUGCAAUUACUCUGCAGGAUCCUGAGGUGAAAUACGCAUUAAGGCUGAUUGACAAGGAGGAAGUUAGUCAUGACACAAGAAGAUUCCGAUUUGCUCUCCCUUCUAUAGAUCAUGUUCUGGGCCUUCCUCUAGGACAGCAUAUCCACCUGUCUGCCCGGAUUGAUGGAGCUCUGGUUGUGAGACCUUACACUCCAGUUUCCAGUGAUGACGACAAGGGCUUUGUGGAUCUUGUUGUCAAGGUCUACUUUAGGGGUGUCCAUCCGAAGUUUCCUGAUGGAGGGAAGAUGUCUCAAUACUUAGACAGCCUGAAAAUAGGGGAUACUAUUGACUUCAGAGGACCAAGUGGCCUACUUGUCUACAAAGGAAAAGGCACGUUUGCUAUUCGGCCUGAAAAGAAAGCUGAACCAGUUACAAAGACAGUGAAAUAUGUGGGGAUGAUUGCAGGUGGGACUGGGAUAACACCUAUGCUGCAGAUCAUUCGAGCAAUCAUGAAAGACAAAGAUGACCCUACCAUUUGUCAGCUGCUGUUUGCUAACCAGACUGAGAAGGAUAUCCUGUUACGUUCCGAGCUAGAGGAGAUCCAGGUUCAGAAUCCUGGUCGCUUUAAGUGUUGGUACACACUGGACAGAGCACCUGAAAACUGGGAGUACAGCCAAGGAUUUGUGAACCAAGACAUGAUCAGAGAACACCUGCCCCCACCUCAGAAUGAUGUUCUGAUCCUCAUGUGUGGACCUCCUCCAAUGAUCCAGUAUGCUUGCAUUCCCAACCUGGACAAACUGGGCUACACUAAGGACAUGAGGUUCUCCUUCUAAAGAAGGCUGAUAAUUCACUGGUCUUGUGUAGACGGGAAGAAAAAACAUUUAGUGGGGAACAGGGCAGAGUUACAGAGAUUGCUGAUGCACAGUGCUGGGAAGCUACAUUUACAUUAAAGAUGCUUCAUUUUUUCUGAAUCUCUGGCAACUAAGACACUUAAGCUCAACUCUACCAAAACCUACUGGGUGCUGCACAGAAACAACUGUGUCGUGGAAAGGUAGUUGGUGCCCAGUGCUGGGUUUGCAGUGUGAACUCCAUCUCAAGGGAGGACAGCAUAGCUGCUUAGGGUAGUAAAUACUCAUUUACUCUUAUU